Pelodiscus sinensis (Chinese soft-shelled turtle) is the source of this 1217-nucleotide messenger RNA. The record is from RefSeq and is a predicted model, not a curated record. Lineage: Eukaryota; Metazoa; Chordata; Testudines; Trionychidae.
CGGAGGAAGGGGGGGCCGGCCCGCGACGCAUGCGUCACGUAAGCUUGUGUGCGGUUGCCGGCGCCUCCUCGCCUUUAAGCGGGUGGUUUAGUGUCCUCCGUCAGGAGGCGAGGGAAGGGAGGGGGGAACAGCGCCUGCGGUGCAGAGUGCGUGGCUGGCUCGGCGCGGGCCGCUCGUUCCCGCGCGGCGAGGAUGUCUGGCUGGGAGCGGGAGAUGGACUUCGGGCCCGGCGGCUCGGGGCGGGGCGGCGCGGGCGACGGGCGCAUCUACGUGGGCAACCUGCCGGCCGACGUGCGGGAGAAGGGCCUGGAGGAGCUGUUUGUUUGCAGAGAUGCAGAAGAUGCAGUUUAUGGGAGAAAUGGUUAUGAUUAUGGUGAAAGCCGACUGCGUGUUGAAUUCCCCAGCCCCUCCCGAGGUCGGGGUGGAGGUUUUGGUGGGGGGCUGCGUGGGAGGAAUGGCCCUCCAUCACGACAUGGCUUUUUUGUUUAUGUAGUGUCUUAUGUUUUGUGUUCUCCAUGCUUAGGGCUUCCUCCAUCAGGCAGCUGGCAGGACCUGAAGGAUCAUAUGCGUGAAGCUGGUGAUGUUUGUUAUGCAGAUGUUCAGAAAGAUGGAAUGGGUAUAGUUGAGUUUCUCCGCCAGGAAGACAUGGAAUACGCACUGCGUAAAUUGGAUGACACCAAAUUCCGCUCUCAUGAGGGUGAAACUUCCUAUAUCAGAGUCUGUCCUGAAAGAAGUACCAGCUAUGGCUACUCGCGGUCCCGUUCUGGUUCAAGGGGUCGCGAUUCUCCCUACCAAAGCAGGGGAUCACCACGCUACUCGUCCCCCUUCAGGCCAUACUGAUUGCAUCCCACAGGGACUUUUUAAAAAUGUGAACUGAGCCUCCUUUUUGCUCAGAAUUUACAUUCCAAAACUGAUGGAUAUAGUUUUUCGUAGGAGCUCUUUGUUUUUCCUUUUUAUUCAAUAAAAGUCUUUUUUUAUGACUUAACUGUUUUUACUAGGGAAAUAUUGGAAACUAGAUAUUUGGAAGAUCUGCAGCUUAGUUUUGUUUUUGGUUUGGAAAAUGUCAAGUGUACUUUUUUUUCCCUCCUGAGGAAAAAUAAGCUUGAGAAUUAGUGCAGUAUCUCUUGAUGGCUUGUCUACAGGAUGGUGAUAAAAAGCAAUGGAGUGACUGUAUGGCUCAGCCUGUUGUGUAGAAAUAUAUUUAAAUGUUUUAGUAA